AAGUGAUGCCGCGCGCUGCCGAAGGGAAGCGCGCGCAGGUUACGAUGGAGGAGAGGUAGAGUGUGGUGUGCAGCUAGUGCGGCGUUACGCGUUUAUAAAUGUAAGCAAAUUAAGGGGCAGAUAUCUGGCUUUCGUCUCCAGUUUAUCAAACAACACAUCUCGGUCGGAUUGCAGAUAAGGUUGAAAUUCUUGUUUGAUCUCUGAAGAAGCCAGCUCACUUGAACGGCCAGACAUGCCGAACAUAAAGAUUUUCAGCGGAAGCUCUCACCAGGACCUAUCUCAAAAGAUCGCUGAUCGUUUGGGACUCGAGUUGGGAAAAGUCGUCACCAAAAAAUUUAGUAACCAAGAGACCUGCGUGGAGAUCGGCGAGAGCGUUCGUGGGGAGGAUGUCUACAUUGUCCAGAGCGGCUGUGGCGAGAUCAACGACAACCUGAUGGAGCUGCUGAUCAUGAUCAACGCCUGCAAGAUCGCCUCAGCCUCCCGUGUCACCGCCGUCAUCCCCUGCUUCCCCUACGCUCGGCAAGACAAGAAGGACAAGAGUCGUGCCCCCAUCUCUGCUAAACUGGUGGCCAACAUGCUGUCCGUCUCCGGCGCCGACCACAUUAUCACCAUGGAUCUGCACGCUUCUCAGAUACAGGGCUUUUUCGACAUCCCUGUGGACAAUCUGUACGCGGAACCCGCCGUGCUGAAGUGGAUCAAGGAGAACAUCCCCGAAUGGAAGAACUGCACCAUCGUAUCUCCAGACGCAGGAGGUGCUAAAAGGGUCACCUCUAUCGCCGACCGCCUGAACGUGGACUUCGCUCUUAUCCACAAAGAGAGGAAGAAAGCCAAUGAAGUGGAUCGCAUGGUUCUGGUCGGGGACGUCAAAGACCGAGUUGCGAUCCUGGUGGAUGAUAUGGCGGACACCUGCGGAACCAUCUGCCAUGCUGCCGAUAAACUUCUGUCAGCUGGUGCUACCAAGGUGUAUGCCAUACUGACCCAUGGCAUCUUCUCUGGCCCGGCCAUCUCGCGCAUCAACAAUGCCUGCUUCGAGGCUGUGGUGGUCACCAACACCAUACCACAGGAAGAGAAGAUGAAGCACUGUUCCAAGAUACAGGUGAUUGACAUCUCCAUGAUUCUGGCUGAGGCUAUUCGCAGGACUCACAAUGGCGAGUCUGUCUCCUAUCUCUUCAGCCACGUUCCCUUGUAACAGAAGCCCCAUACCUAUCUGCAAAAACAGGAAGAAGUCCUAGACCCAGGCUGCCCCUGCUCACCCUGCCACGCCUUGCAAAGCCGCCCCCCUCCCUUUACCUGUAAGGAGAGUCAUGUUUCAGAGGCUGGCUUGGCACCCCAACAUUCACCACGCCAUGGGUCCAGUGGUUCUGAGGAAUGACUGUCUAAUUUCUACUCGGCCAUCGUGAUUCCACCCGGGGCAUCUUCCUCCUCCCUCCAGCUUGCUCCAUGUUAGCCCCCCUCCCCCAUAUUUUGUUACAAUGGCUGUCGGUGUGUUCGACAGUUGGGCAUAUUAAACGCUGACUUAAGUAACCUAGUUCAGUCUUACUCUACUAGUCUAUCCAGAGUUUCCCACAGUAAACAGAACAUGAAUGUGUUAUAGGUGUCAGUGCUACCAAAGCCAGGUUGGAAAGCGGUUCCACAGUGCAUGUGUGGGGAUGGUAAAGAUGUAUAAUUUUGUAAGGAUGCCCCCCCCCCCUUCUCGUGCCUCUAGUCCUUAAUGGUAGUUUAUCUAGGCAGGAGCUUUGUUGAUAAACAAGCAGUUUGCUUUUUUUUUUUUUAAACUUGUCUGAGUUCUUUGGAAGGCUAAUUUUAGUUCACUGUUUCUAAACGAGGUCGUCUGUCUGCGCUUACGUCCCCCAAAUGACUUCUCUCUUGGUAUUUGCUGAAUGUGCAGCAUUGUCCGUGUGCAGUUCCAUGUGUUCUGCAUGGAUAAAAGUAUCAACCAAGUGAAUGACUCCGUGUUUCCCCUCAGACACCUCUUACUUGAAAGUGCUAGAUUAAAUUCGAUCCAAAUUUUUGAAAGUAUCUAAUGCAAUUAUGGACCUGAUGUUUAAUGGUUGAGUAAUGUUUUUUUUUUUUGGGCUUAUGUGAUUCAAUCUACACCAGUAUGACUGCUGUGUGUGUGUGUGUGUGUGUGUGUGUGUGUGUGUGUGUGUGUGUGUGUGUGUGUGUGUGUGUGUACACAAAGGCAAAUACAUUAUCUGUUUAACCAUUUCCUCUUACUUCCAACUACUUCAUGGAUUUAAGGAGCAUAAGUGUCUACAACUGACAGAUGAAUUACACAAAAAUGUGACUGGGUUGUUUGUUAUAGAGGGCAAUCAUUAAGAUGCAUGGUGUAACUGGGUGCUAAGGGAUUCUCAUACAAGAAAUUUUAUUUGGGUUUGCUUCCUCCCCUUCCAUAACCGGAUGUUGCACACUUGGCCAGACCUCUUAAUUAAAAUCACAGUGAAGAACUUAUUCUCUGUCACUGAAGCAAGGUGCAGCUUGUGCAAUAGGACCUCUCAGGAGAGUAGUCCACUGUUGUUCCAGCACUUAACUUUCUGCUGUGGACUUAAUAUUAACAGUAAGCAGUGUUCAUGGAGCUUUUUUGUACGAUUUGCCAUUUCUUUGGGUUUCCUGUAAUAUUCUGGGGCUUGCGUAGUCUUCAGAAAAAUUGUCACCGUGUAAGUAAUUGGUGAACUGGCAUCGUUUCCAGGUGAUUCUUAAAAUCCAAGUGUCAGUUUGCAUCUCUAUGGCUGUCAUAACCUUGACUGAGUGGGUGAGUGAUGUGUUUGCGCUGAAAUCUGUGAACUCAUUAAUUUCAGUGUUUCCAAUGAAAACAAGUACAUUGCUAGCAGUAUAA
This is a messenger RNA of Brienomyrus brachyistius, 2836 nucleotides long. RefSeq names its product phosphoribosyl pyrophosphate synthetase 1B (gene prps1b). The record is from RefSeq and is a predicted model, not a curated record. Gene Ontology annotation, molecular function: ATP binding; ribose phosphate diphosphokinase activity; magnesium ion binding. Gene Ontology annotation, biological process: purine nucleotide biosynthetic process; ribonucleoside monophosphate biosynthetic process; 5-phosphoribose 1-diphosphate biosynthetic process. The transcript is spliced from 7 exons. Lineage: Eukaryota; Metazoa; Chordata; Actinopteri; Osteoglossiformes; Mormyridae. Gene Ontology annotation, cellular component: cytoplasm; ribose phosphate diphosphokinase complex. Bases 233 to 1189 code for a protein of 318 amino acids.